This is a messenger RNA of Panicum virgatum (switchgrass), 8272 nucleotides long. RefSeq lists its product as uncharacterized. The record is from RefSeq and is a predicted model, not a curated record. Lineage: Eukaryota; Viridiplantae; Streptophyta; Magnoliopsida; Poales; Poaceae. The transcript is spliced from 2 exons. Bases 2704 to 3849 code for a protein of 381 amino acids.
UGCUCUCCCAAUCUAAUUCCCGUCACCCCCCUUCUCGUGCUCUUUCUUCUUCCUUCCUCCCUGUUCCCUCUCCACUUUAUAAGGAUAGAAAUUUCCAUGGAUCCUUGAGACUUGGUACUGCAAAUAGAUGGGAAAGGAGGCCCUCUCCUCCUUGUGUCCUUGUCUUAGGGGACUGAGACUUUGCUUCUUCUGGAUCAUUUCUGCCUUUUCACUUGGCUUGUGGAUCUUUUGGAAGAAGUUCUGUUCAUCUUCUGUUUUAACUUUCAUGCUAUCAGAUUUGUGCAGAGUGUUGUCAAUGCACUCAUCAAGGGGGAGAUUGAGGACCAGUGGUGGUCAUCCCUGUGUGAUGAGUAAUUGACAACCGUUGUGUGCUGAUGUCCUAUAGGGGUAUUUUAGUCUUUGUUUGUGGUUAAAAGAUAAGAUUUAGGGGGUCACGGUUGGACCGAGUCUUGCUCUCCCAAUCUAAUUCCCGUCACCCCCUUCCAUGCUCUUUCUUCUUCCUUCCUCCCCCUUCCUUCUCCACUUUCUAGGGUUAGAAAUUUAUAUGUAUCCUUGAGACUUGGUACUGCAAAUAGAUGGGAAAGGAGGCCCUCUCCUCCUUGUGCCCUCCGGGCUGUUGAUUCGUUUCGAUUUGUGUUCCUUUUGGUCUUGUACUUUUGGAUCUUGUCUUCUGUUUGUGAGCAGCAGUUGCUGAAGCUCAGCGCUUGCAGGCGGCUUGCGCGACGGGCAGAGAACGCGCAGUAGGAGCGUGCAGGGAGGUGCUGUGAGAGUGACAGCCAGACGGUGCGCAGCGAGGCAGCGCCUCGGUUCUUGGUCGGUGCCGCGAGCAGUGGAUGGUAGGCGGCCGGUGGUGGCACUCGGGCGCUACGGCAAGGAGGAGAGCACCUGAUUGGUGCUGCUGAGCUCGUGGGCCAAGGAGCGGCAGUGUUCCCAGCCGGCUGGUGCGAGGGCGCGCAUGGAGGAGUAGGCCAGUGAAGCGGCCCUUUGCAGCAGCUGGCCGACGAAGUAAGCAUGGUUCUGUUUUGUUUUUCUUUCUAGCAUUUAAUUUCUAUUCUGAUGAUUAGUAUCUCUGUUAGUCACUUGGUUGAUUGACUUUUGUAUUAACUAGUCUUUGCCUUCCGUUUGUUCUUUAAUCUUAGCUUGCUGAUUUAGCUAGUUCUAAUUAGUGUUAAAUCUUGCUAAUUGCUUUUAGACGCUUGCAUGCUUAGUUGUCUUGUGUUGUUUAGCUUUUGUUAGGGCUAAGUUAAAAAUAAAAACAAAACAAAAAAUAGAGUCUGUUGUGUUGGUGCUAGUUAGAUUUAUUUUCUAUGAUACUUGCUUUUGAUUUACCUAUACUAUAACCUUUUGCUCGAGUUCUUGAAGUGUUCCCUUUCUGGUGAUUGCACUCUGAUUAGCUUUUGUGCGGUUGCGUGAGUAGGCAUGUUACGUUUGUGCUUUUCACCGCUUUGCUUCCACGUGUGUGAGUAUUCCUAGUGCCGAUAGCCAUCCUGAGCUAUGCGGUACUGAUACUCACUUUUUGAGGUGUGUUGGGUGAAAUCGGGAUCAUUUCUCUCAGAUUUGAAAUCAGAUUUGAGGCUCCCAUUCACCCCCCUUUGGUCGCCUGUCCGGUCCUUGAAUUGGUAUUAGAGCCGAUUAGGAUCAUUUCCUUGCCUUAAUCGGUUCUGUGAUCCACUAUGGCGACCGCUAAGCGUGUUUCCUCGACUUCGCCUCCUCACUUCGAUGGGUCGGAUUACCGAUAUUGGAAAACUCGCAUUAGAGCCCAUCUCAAGAGUAUAGGAGCUGGAGUUUGGGAAUUACUCAGGAUGAGACCUACGCUAUCCCUCUUGUACACAUGAGUCAAGAUGACAAGGACAAAUACUAUGCGAACAACAAAGCUGUUGACAUUUUGCUUGCGAGUUUGUGUCGCGCUGAGUUCGAUCGAGUGGAGGAUCUUGUUCUUGCCAAUAAGAUUUGGUCCACACUCCAGAAGUUUCACGAGGGUACAAAUCAAGUGAAGCUCGUCUUUUCAAGUCAUAUCGCUGUGAGUACGAGAACUUCUCACAUUUGCCCGGCGAGACCACUGAUGCCCUUUUCCAGCGCUUUCUUGCAAUUGUGAACAAAAUGAAAGCGAAUGUCGCUGUUUUGCCCUACAUUGAUCAUGAUCAGGCAAUGAAAUUAUUGCACUCUUUGGAUAGAGGUGUGUGGGGCACCAAAGUUGAUGCUAUUAUUGAGUCUGCUAGUUAUGAAACUCUCUCCACCAAUGAUCUUUUCUCCAAGUUGAAAUCAACUGAGGUUGAUAUUCAACUCAGAACCAAACAUGAGGGUCAUGCAAAGGAUCCUAACUCCUUGGCCCUUUGUAGUAGGUUUUGGAUAGGCUGCUAAUGCUAACUCAAGGCCAAGUGCCUUUUCUUUGUCUGCUUUACUUUCUGUGACAGAGGAGCAGCUAGAGGAGAUCGUAGAUGAUGAGCUCGCGCUGUUCGCAAAGAAGAUAAAUCGGUUCAGCAACAACCGCAAGAAGAGGUGGAGGAGCAAGAACACCUGCUUCGAGUGUGGUCGGCUGGGUCACUUUGCUGCUGACUGCCCGAACAAGGAGAAGGGCAAUUACGACUCCACAAGUACAAGUCAAAGUCCCCUGACAAGAAAAAGAAGAGACACAAGAAGGGGAAUCAUGAGAAAAAGAAGUACAAGGAGGAGUUCCGCAAGCAGCGCGCCUUCGCCGCUGCUAUGAGCGACCACGAUGACUCUACUACUUCCAGCGACACUUCCAGUGACUCAAGUUCAAGCAAAGAGAAAGUCGUCAUCGAGCAGAAGAAGAAGGCCACCCAGAACUUCAACGGCCUCUGCAACUUCGCCGCCAACAGGAACUCCGACGGCUAUUGCCUGAUGGCUAAGGAUUCUAAGGAUGAGAAGAACGACAACAACAGCGAUUCUGAGCAUGAGUCUGAGGUGAGAACUUAUGAUGAACUCAUUCUUGAGGUUGAGUCUCUUACUUAUGCAUUGGAUAAUCGCAACAAGCUCAUUAAGGACACCAAAGUUAGGCAUACUCAAUUUACGAUUGAUUUGGAAAAUGCUGCUAAAGAAAUUGAGUUGCUUAAAUCUGCUGUUUCUGAACUUGUUGAAUUGAAAGCUGCUCAAUCUGAAGUUGCUAAAAAUGUUUCUACUGAAUGUUCUGAAUGCACUACUCAUAUGCUUGACUUAGUAGCUUUGCAAUCUAAGUGUGCUGCUUUGGUAGAAGAAAGAGAUGUUGUUUUGGCUUCUUUGGAUGAGUUUAAGGCUAGCCGUGUUUUGCCAUCUCCUUGUGACGCUUGUCCCACUCUCCAGAGUAAGCUUGAUGAGGCUUGGGCUAAGAUAAGAGAACUUGAGAAAUCAAGUGUUCCAGAGUGCAAAUUGUGCUUAGCCCGAGUGAAUGAGCCAAAUGAGUUGCGGGCUAUCCAAACUUUAACUGAGGAGGAAAAUGAAUAUCUGGGAACUAUUUUGAGUUGGGUGUCUAGUAGGGAACCACAACUAGGCAUGCUUUUCAGUGAGUUCAAACGGCAUGGUGGUUUUGGGGUUGGUAAGAUCAUUGAGCAUUUGAAUCAUCAUUGGGUUUAUGGGCUUGUCGGUGAGUGUGUUGAGAAGAGGGACACCCAAGCUUUCACUUCCAAGCCUAUCCCUACCAAAGAUGGUGUAUACACUGAACCGCCUCCAAAAGCCCCGAAGAAACCUAUCUGGGUAGAGAAGCCAAACCACUUAAAGAACAAGCUUGAUACUCUCCCAGAUAUUGCCCAUCAACAUCCAAAGCCACAAAGAAUGCCUAGACCUACUGUGUGGAUUCCGAGUGGCACAACCUCAGAUGCUAAGAACAGUCCUCCCUUUCAACCAAAGCCUUAGCCAGCUAGUAAAUCAGAAGCUUUUACCUUUCCUGUCCCACAGACCAAGAAGCCUGAACCCAGAGUGAACCCACAGCCUGAGAGAGUGAGGUUUUGUUGUGAGCACUAUGGGAGAGAUGGUCACCUAGCUGAGUUUUGCUACCGUCACAAGAGAGCUGAGAGACAGGAGCACCAAUGGAGGAACCAGGACUUGUACCACCCUGUCCAUGGUGUACAUAAGCCUAGGCAGUUUUCUCCUAUGAGUGGUGCUAGGAGAGAGCAGCAUAAACGUGAAGGAGAGAGACAUGAGGGUUCUAGGCGUGAUCAAAACCAUGGUCAAUUUUGUUUUAGGGGUCACAGCCGUAGCUUUGGACCUCCGAGGUUCGACAUAACAAGUUUUCCCCUGCGUGGUGGUCGCCCUCAAAGGAGAAGCGAUUUUGUGGAUGUGACUAACCUGACUGUUGAACAAAUGGCUUGACACUGGUUUUUUACACAUUUUCCUAACCCCAGUGUGGAGUCGUUUGCUCGUUCUUUUCCACAUUUUUGAGCAGGACGUGGGGUGGAGAACAUGAGGCUCGAUGGAACUUGAUCUUUGCCUGGAGAUGAUCAAGACUUGAUGGUUCUUCAUGCCUUUUGCAUGUGGCCCUCAUCAGGCCUUUUUUGUACACUUUGUAUAGUGAGUUUUUCUUUUGUAUUCUCUUAUCCUCUCUUAUGUACCAUAUGCUUGUUUUGCUUUUGUAUCAUGCUGUGAUAUACCCUGGUAGGCUAGCCACCUUUCAUUGUUAGCAUGUGUUUUCCUCUCAUAUAUCUUGUCAUGCUAGCUUUGUAAUAUAUGUUGGUGGAUUAGUCACCUUUUCUUAUUAGCGUGUGAUCCUCAUGAACCUCAUGACAUGAUCUCUUAUUUGCUUCUUUUUGUUAAAAUAACAUGUGUUUCUUUUGGUAUCUCUUUGUAUAGACUCCUUUUGUAACUAGUUGACAUGUUUGGAAGCCCAUGCUUUUAUUCAUUUAAUUGGUUUCAUGUCACAAUGCUUGAAUCCUUCAAAAUUGAUAUCUUCAUUCGCAUUGUUUAGUGCGGAUUGAGCUUUAACUUGCUUCUGAGCUUGUCAUGUCUUCAUGUUGCAUUUUGCUCUUUCUUUGAGUUCUCCCUCAUUUGUAAUUGGUUUUGGAGUAUUUUAUUUGGCUUUUGUGUUCUCUCCUUUUCCUAGCUGUGUAUUGGCUAGUUGUCUUUGUUUGAGGGGGAGCUCAGCUUCAUUUGAGGGGGAGUUUGGCUAAGGACCAGUGUUGGUUCUGGUAUCCAUUUUUUAUCACUUAAUUGGUAUCAAAUUUUUGGUCCUUCAAUUGAUAUCUUUUCCUUGGUACUCAAUUGGAUCCUUGGAUGUCCUUCAUUCGCUUUGGAUCAUUUCCAAAUUUAUUCCAAGGUUUAAUCUUACUCCUCAUGAGUUUUCUUUACCUUGAGCUGAGUCCUGUCUCUUCCAGCUUUGUAAUUGUUUUUUGUAUCAUUUUGUACACUUGCCUUUUCUUUAUUGGUUUGGAUCUUUUUUUUUUGUAUACUACUUGUACCAUUUACUUGCAUUGCAUCUGUAUAUCCUGCAUUAGAUUCAUACUGAGCUUCUCUUAUAUACCUUAAGUAUUUAUAUAUAUAUGCUCUUGUGAACUGAUGCUUUAGAUUGUGGUGUUGGUGCAAUGCAUUGCUUAUGCUCUUGAUGGUAUGAGAUAGAAAUCUUGUGAGCUGAGCUUUUAAAUUGAAUUUGAAUCAUAUCUAUCUAUCACCCGUGAGUAGCUUCUUGUAAAGUUUUACUCUUGCUUAGGUUGCUAGUGUUGUGAUAGCUUAUGCUUGGAUGCCUGUUUCUUUACACAUGGCUUAUUAUUGUGCAUGCUUUGUAUUCCUUGGGGUAGUUUUGAUGUUGAGCUACACUUGUGCCAAGGGGGACCUCAUAAACCUUGGUUACAUUCAUGUUUUAUCUUAAAAUUGGUCAAAAAAUUAUAAAAAAGCAUAUGAAAUGCUUGAUUACAUGCUAUUUCAAUUGCAAAUUGAAAAACCAUUCACCAGGUUGCUCUGCUGUUACAUGUGCUUGCCAUAGAAGUAGGCUCAUGGUUUCAGUGAGUUUGGAUAUGAGUAGGAAUACAUUGCAUGUGUUAGCAAUGAUCUUAUGUUGAGAACUUGUCAUCCUUGUAUGAGAUCUUGUGAACUAGUUGAUCUUUGACAGAGUGAUCUUUUUGCUAGUUGCUUGCUCAUGUGGUCAUAUAUAUCUUAAACAUGCUUAAAGCUCAUAAUCAUGCUUUUGUCUCCUGAUUAUAUCAUAAUAUCUUCGUGAUGGCUUUGACUGCUUGUUUUUGGCCCGCUUCUCAAGUUUUAGUUCACUUGUAGCAUAUUUCAAUGCUUUUGGUUUAUCUGAGAAGCUGUGUAGGUUGAACCCUUCUUGUCAUGCUUUGUAUUCCCUUUGCAUUGUUGAACCUUGAUGGAUGCAUUGUCAAAAAGGGGGAGAGAAUUGCACAAAUCAUACUUCAGGAGAGAUGCAUCAUUCAAGGGGGAGCUUUGCUUACAUUGUUUUUGAAAGGGGGAGAUCUGUUUCAGGGGGAGCUUUUGUUACUUGAUUGAUUCUAUUUUAUCACAUGAUUGGUGUUGAGCCAUUUCUACCUUUUCUUAAGGGAUCAUGUGAUUUUAUCUCAGUCGUGUCAAGCCUUUGCCCUUGUCUUAGGGGACUAAGAUAGUUUGAGCUUUUAAGCUCUGUGUUCGGUUUGUGCUUGAUCGAUUCUAUUUGUCACAUGACUGGUGUUGAGCCCUUUCUGCCUCUUCUUCAGGAGUUCAUGUGAUUUUGUCUCAGUCGCGUCAACCCGUUGCCCUUGUCUUAGGGGAUUGAGACUUUGCUUGUUCGAUUUGUGCUUGAACAAUUCUAUCUUAUCACAUGAUUGGUGUUGAGCCCUUUCAUGUGAUUUUUGUCUCGGUUGCGUCGAGCUGUUGCCCUUGUCUUAGGGGACUGAGACUUUGCUUCUUCCGGAUCGUUUCUGCCUUUUCACUUGGCUUGUGGAUCUUUUGGAAGAAGUUCUGUUCAUCUUCUGUUUUAACUUUCAGGCUAUCAGAUUUGUGCGGAGUGUUGUCAAUGCACUCAUCAAGGGGGAGAUUGAGGACCAGUUGUGGUCAUCGCUGUGUGAUGAGUGAUUGACAACCAUUGUGUGCUGAUGUUCUAUAGGGAUAUUUUAGUCUUUGUUUGGGGUUGGAAGAUAAGAUUUAGGGGGUCACGGUUGGACCGAGUCUUGCUCUCCCAAUCUAAUUCCCGUCACCCUCUUCCGUGCUCUUUCUUCUUCCUUCCUCCCCCUUCCCUCUCCACUUUCUAGGGUUAGAAAUUUCCAUGGAUCCUUGAGAUUUGGUACUGAAAAUAGAUGGGAAAGGAGGCCCUCUCCUCCUUGUGCCCUCCGAGCUAUUGAUUCGUUUCGAUUCGUGUUCCUUUUGGAUCUUGUCUUCUGUUUGUGAGCAGCAGUUGCCGAAGCUCAGCGCUUCCAGGCGGCUUGCGCGACGUGCAGAGCACACGUGGGAGCAGCGUGCAGGGAGGUGCUGCGAGAGCGACAGCCAAACGUUGUGUGACGAGGUAGCGCCUCGGUUCUUGGUCGGCGCCGCAAGCAGUGGAUGGCAGGCGGCCGGCGGUGGCGCUCGAGCGCUACAGCAAGGAGGAGAGCACCUGAUUGGUGCUGCUGAGCUUGUGGGCCAAGGAGCGGCAGUGUUCCCAGCAGGCUGGUGCGAGGGCGCGCAUGGAGGAGCAGGCCAGUGAAGCGGCCCUUUGCAGCAGCAGGCCACGAAGUGAGCAUGGGAUUUGGAUUCUAGGCUCGGGAGCUUUAGGACACAUGUCAUCAAUGGUUUGAUUUUCAAAUUUAUUUGGAAGACAAAGAAGAUUCAAGACUCAAAGUUGGACUAAUUCUUCGAUUCAACCUAUGGCUCAGGGACUACUCCAUAUGGAGUGCGAUUUUCAUCGCACCCGAUAUAUAAAGAUUAUUUCUGAAGAUUUAAAAUCCACUCGGACAAGAUCAUUACACAGCCUCGAAGCAUUCAAGGAAGUACUCAGAAGAUGCAUUCUAGGCUAAGUUCAAGGAACUCGAAGACGACUUCAUAAGCACUUGAAGCCUACACUACUCAGCUACUAAAAACUCGUGGGCUUGUCAAACCUGGGCCCACGCGAUAGCUUAUGUGGUACAGAUCUGUACGGGAUAAGGGAUGGGGCAUGUCCCAUACCCUGACGUUGUGUAAAGUACUCGUAUACGAGUAGGACUAGUCGGUACAGAAGGAAACUACUCGAGUAGUACUCGGGUAGGACUCCUAGGCUAGUAUCGAUCUAGGGUUUCCAUGUAACCCUGUCCCCCUAGACUUUAUAAGGGCAGGCAGGGACCCCCUCGAAAGCAUAACCUAACCUCAAGCAAUACAAACCAUAUACAGGAUGUUGAGUAUUAUGCAA